CUUCAUCGUCUGCGAGCUCGAGGGAGAGUGACGUCAGACUCGAAGCGCUGGUCAAUGAUGGCGGCCGUGGUGAGACUUGUCAACAGAAGUGCUUUGGGUUCCGCAAUGGGUCAGCGGUAUGUGGCGUUCAGCUCGGCGGCGAAGGUCAACUCGGCCGGCGUGAGAGCAGGUCGAGCUCUUCCGGAGAAGGUGAAAAUAGUGGAGGUGGGACCCAGAGAUGGUCUUCAGAAUGAAAAGACUAUCGUGCCGACAGAAUCUAAAAUUCAUUUGAUUAACAUGCUGUCAGCGUCGGGGCUAUCGGUCAUUGAGGCCACCAGCUUUGUGUCACCAAAGUGGGUUCCACAGAUGGCAGACCAGGUGGAGGUGAUGAAGGGGAUCGUGAGGAAACCUGGGGUGUCUUACCCGGUCCUCACACCCAACCUCAAGGGUUUUCAGGCCGCUGUGAAGGCAGGAGCUUCAGAGGUCGCCAUAUUUGGUGCUGCAUCGGAGCUGUUCAGUAAGAAGAACAUAAACUGCUCAGUGGAGGAGAGUUUACAGCGCUUUGACGAGGUUGUGAGAAUGGCUAAAGAGGCUGGUGUGCCAGUUAGAGGUUAUGUGUCGUGUGUCCUCGGAUGUCCGUAUGAAGGCAAGGUGGCACCCGAAAAAGUUGCACACGUAGCCAAGCGUCUGUACUCCAUGGGCUGCUAUGAGAUCUCUCUGGGGGACACUACCGGAGUGGGGACUCCAGGAAGCAUGAGUGACAUGCUGGAGGCGGUGAGCAGAGAGGUGCCAGUUAACGCCUUGGCGGUGCACUGCCACGAUACCUACGGCCAGGCCCUGGCUAACAUCCUCGUAGCCUUACAGAUGGGAAUCAGUGUGAUCGACUCUUCAGUAGCCGGGCUCGGAGGCUGCCCCUAUGCCAGUGGGGCAUCUGGAAAUGUUGCUACUGAAGAUGUAGUCUACAUGCUGCAUGGGCUUGGGAUUCAAACGGGAGUGGACCUCUCAAAGCUGAUGGACGCUGGAGCUUUCAUCUGUCGAACUCUUAACAGAAAGACCAACUCUAAAGUGGCCCAGGCUACAUGCAAGCUGUAGACACGGACUCUUUUGCACAGACAGCACGCUCCAAUACAACCAUGUAACCUGGAGCCUUCAUCCUCUGUAUGUUCAGUUCAACCGUAUUCUGAUUUCAGUUUGAUUCACUGUCUCCCACUAAGGGUGAUACGACUUAGCUGGUACUGAACCCUCUUUUUAUUUAAUUAUUUUUUUAAAUAAAACAUCUGAUUAAAUAUUCAGAUGAUGGCAUAGCUGGAAGAGUGCCUUAUCUAAAGUCUGUCUAAUCUCACAGAUGAGAUUUAUUGAAACAUUCACCUGUUUCUUCAAUAGUGUGCUUACAUUUCUUUCUGGGCAGUUAAGCCAAAGGGAGGCAGACUUUGUAUUAAUUUAUCACCCAGUAAUAAUAUUGUCUUAGCGACGGAUUAACUAGGACUCCACUGUAAAGUGGAAAAAGUGUUGCUUUGACUUCUUCUUUAUGCUGUGGUCAUCGUCUCCAAAUGAAUUAUUUAUUUAGGGAACAACUAUGUGGAGAUGUUAAUUCUGUGCAUUUGGGCAUUGUGCAUUUAUUUUAAAAUGCCUCUUUUCAGUGUCAAUUUUGUACAUAUCAAGCUAGAUUGUGAAUUUAAAAAUAAAUAAUAUUUGAUAUAUCCAAUAUGUCCUUCAGUCAAAGUCAGAAGCAUUGUGUUGAAUGUACAGGGUCUGAAACUUGUUUUAGGUAAUGACUGAACAGCGUUUAAAAGAUAAACAAUAUAAAGGAUACUUCACAUUAUGUACCCUUUUAUGAAUGUUUCAUUAAAAAUGUAUUCAGAGCCAUCUUUGAACAUUUAAGGUGUUAAGUUAGCACUAAUAAUGAAUAAUUACUCUGAAUAAACUUGUUUUUUGCCGCA
Pungitius pungitius (ninespine stickleback) is the source of this 1919-nucleotide messenger RNA. It is a transcript of the gene hmgcl, whose product is annotated as 3-hydroxy-3-methylglutaryl-CoA lyase. Bases 55 to 1071 code for a protein of 338 amino acids. The record is from RefSeq and is a predicted model, not a curated record. Gene Ontology annotation, molecular function: hydroxymethylglutaryl-CoA lyase activity. Lineage: Eukaryota; Metazoa; Chordata; Actinopteri; Perciformes; Gasterosteidae. Gene Ontology annotation, biological process: ketone body biosynthetic process; L-leucine catabolic process. The transcript has 9 exons.